CCGAGCCCCAUCGCGCCCCUCGCCGCCGGGGCGAACUCCAGCCCGCCCCCGCGCCAGCACGGCCCCGGCCCACUUCUCGGCCAGCGCACACGCCGCGACCGGCCCCCAGCGCUCCGCGCAGCCCCCCCGCGGGCAGACACCGGCCUGUUGCGCCCCGCCGCGGCACCUGGGCCGGGGGGGCCCCGGGGGGCAGCGGCCCGGCGGCGCGGCCCGGCGCUGCCCCGCGCGCUGGGGGAGGGGGAGCGGAGGGGACGGGCGGCGCCGGGAUGCGCGAGGGCCAGAGCCCCCCCGUAUGUAAAUGAGGGAGGCCGCGCCGGCAGGGUACCGGCGGCCCCGCGCGCCGCGGCGCUGUUGGCUGCGCGCGGCGCCGCGAGGAGCGCGCGGGAGCCGCGAGACCGGGGCCGCCGCCGCCCGCCGGAGCGCCGCCCGCGGCGGCCGCCGCCACGUGCCGCCCGCAGCAUGGAGCUGGAGGAGCUGGGCAUCCGGGAGGAGUGCGGCGUGUUCGGCUGCAUCGCCUCCGGCGUGUGGCCCACGGAGCUGGACGUGCCCCAUGUGAUCACGCUGGGGCUGGUGGGGCUGCAGCACAGGGGCCAGGAGAGUGCUGGAAUUGUGACAAGUGAUGGAGAGUCAUCCCAGGCAUUCAAAGUGCACAAGGGAAUGGGUCUUAUUAAUCACGUGUUCAAUGCAGACAGCCUGAAGAAGCUGUAUGUUUCAAACCUUGGGAUUGGACACACAAGGUACUCCACCUCAGGAAUUUCUGAGCUGCAGAACUGCCAGCCUUUUGUUGUAGAAACUCUUCACGGAAAGAUCGCUGUGGCACACAAUGGUGAACUAACAAAUGCUGUACGACUUAGAAGAAAGCUUAUGCGGCAUGGUGUAGGACUAUCAACCAGUUCUGACAGUGAAUUGAUCACCCAGCUGCUGGCUUUCACACCUCCUCUAGAAAAUGACGAUACCGCGGAUUGGGUAGCAAGAAUAAAAAAUUUGAUGAAUGAAACUCCAACUUCAUAUUCAUUGCUAAUUAUGCAUAAAGACAUAAUCUAUGCGGUACGUGAUCCGUACGGGAAUCGUCCACUCUGCAUUGGUCGCCUUAUUCCAGUAGGGGACAUGAACGGAAAAGGAAAAGAUAACAGUGAAACAGAAGGCUGGGUAGUCUCCUCUGAAUCCUGUAGCUUUUUAUCUAUCGGUGCAGAGUACUAUCGUGAGGUCCUUCCUGGUGAGAUUGUGAAAAUAUCCAGAUAUGAGGUCCAAACACUGGAUGUUGUACCAAGACCUGAAGGAGAUCCAUCAGCAUUCUGCAUCUUUGAAUAUGUUUAUUUUGCAAGACCAGACAGUAUCUUUGAAGGUCAGAUGGUGUAUUCAGUCAGGAGAAGAUGUGGUCAACAACUUGCUAUUGAAGCACCUGUGGAAGCAGACCUAGUCAGCACUGUUCCAGAGUCUGCAACGCCAGCAGCUCUUGGUUAUGCUCAAAAGUGCGGACUACCAUAUGUUGAAGUACUCUGUAAAAAUCGAUAUGUAGGAAGAACUUUUAUCCAGCCAAAUAUGAGGUUAAGGCAGCUUGGUGUUGCAAAAAAGUUUGGAGUUCUGUCUGACAAUUUUAAAGGCAAGCGAGUUGUUAUCAUUGAUGAUUCAAUUGUGAGAGGCAAUACCAUUUCACCCAUAAUAAAGCUACUAAGGGAAUCUGGAGCUAAAGAGGUGCAUAUCCGUGUGGCUUCACCUCCCAUAAGAUUUCCUUGUUACAUGGGAAUAAACAUUCCAACAAAAGAAGAACUCAUUGCCAACAGACCUGAAUUUCAUGACCUUGCAAACUAUAUAGGAGCAGACAGUGUUGUUUAUCUUUCUGUGGAAGGGCUGGUAUCAUCUGUGCAAGAAAGCAUCAAAGCAAGGCAAGAGAGCGAGAACAGCCUUAAAAACCUGAAGUCACGUGCUGGAAAGAUUGGUCAUUGCACAGCAUGUCUUACUGGAGAGUAUCCUGUAGAGCUAGAAUGGUGAAUUUUUAGUGGAUGAACAUCAGUUCAUCUGCUGCUGAACAUAAAUUUUUCAAAGAUGCCUUUUUGCUAUAAGUCCUCCUCCAUUUAAGGUAGUACUUAAAGCUUAUUACGUCUAACUAAUUACUGUUACUAAAAUAUGUCUUUACAGACUUACAGGAAGUGUGUGGUGAUGAAAACUAUAUAAGCAGAUAAAAAUUCAAAAUCGUAGUUUUUGAUGCACAGUUGUGCCUUCUAUUUUCUCAAAAAAUAAUUAAAAAGCCAAAGUGUUUUUAAUUAUGUAGGUGUCCCAGAGUUUUUUGUUUCAGUCUUGCCCUGAAAGUAAGAUACCUCUGUUAGGCUUGUUCACAAAUACAAACCAUGGAUCAUGUGGUAUAAUUUCAAAAUAUCAGUCUUAAUGCAAAAGUAUGUGAAGUAUGUUUUUCUCUUUAGGAAAAAAAGAUGAGAUUGUGAAGUCAAAUUGCUUUCUUAGCAGUUCUUGCAUAGUUUAAGACUAGAAGUACCUAACUUUUGCAUAUGUAGCUAAAUAUUCUUUAUUAACAAGCCUUUUGUAAUUAAUGAGUGUCCAGAUUCUAUGAACAUGAUGUGUAGCAUAUGACUUUAAAAACUGAAGACUCAGGGAAAUGCUCAGCCAAAAGCUCUCUAGUUUUAUGUCUUCAAAAUUCUUUUUUUGAAGUCCACUGUAAUUGCAUUAUCUUUAGGUGCUUUUACUAAUUGCCAGUAGAAUGUGGAAGGAGAAAAAUACCUGGCACUGCCAGUGAUUUUAUAUUUUUUGUCACAUCAUGUUUUCUCCAGGAUAAAUCCCCCAAAUUUCUGAAGUCUGAGCUAAUGCUCAGUGUAUACUUUUUUAUAUGUCAACCUUCAAUGUAAAAUCAAAAAUAAAAUUACCUUUCUUAACAGUAAGUAUGAUGAUAUAGCAGCUACAGGAUAUGAGUUAUGUUUUGUGUAUGCUCUUAUUUUGCUACAGUACUGCUGUCACAUAAUAAAUACAAUGUUUAAAAAAGUUUUGAAGAACCAUUAGGUGUUGAAUGCGUUCUAUUUUUUAAUUGGUCACAAUCACACAGUUACUUGUACACAUGAAGAUCACUUGCACAAUGAACCAUUAGCUUAAAUGAAAAAGCACCUUUUUAAAAACUUGCAAUUUACACAGCAAGAUUUUUUUAUGCAGAAGACAUGCAAAAUUGUAAAAAUAUUUUGUAUACCUCAGUUUUUUCACUAAAUACCAGCAACUUAAUUUUAGAUUUUCUAUUUAAUAUUCUUUAUUUUGGCCUUGCAGUUGUUUGUGAUUCUGUUACAGAAAAGAAAAAAACAGAAAAAUAAAAGUUUAAGAGAUUUAGUUGAGAAUUACAGCCUGGUCAUUAAGGUUGAAAGAGUGCUUUCUUUCUGGGAUUUGCAGCAACGGUGGUUGAUGCACGAUCACAAAACAGAAGUCCCAGUUCAAGAAAGGAUGUAAAUAAAUUUUACUGAAGUCAAGACUUAAGCUUCAUGCAGGUUCGCUGUGGAAUCAAAACCUACCUGCAGUUAAGCUGACAGAAGAAUCUAGAUUUUAAUAAGAAUCAGGUUGUUUACUGUGUUCCUCACCAAAGCCCAGAUCUCCAUAUGGGGAGAUGUAUGUGGAUCUUCUCUGUCCAACUAGUAAGUUUGUUUGUUUGACAGAACCCUAACAGUUCAUUCUGAAAAUAAAGUGAGCAAAAGAGAAUUGGGUGGAGUUACUCUGACUGUCCCCUCUCCCACAUUAAUCAGGAAGGAGUUUAAGAAAACAGAAAAACCUUUAUUAAUGUUUUUCCCCUUUUGUGUUUCCCACCCGCCAAAAGCAAACCUUUCAAAAGUAGGGAUAAGUCAAGCGCUUGUGGUUACAUAUAUGUGUGAGGAGCCUUUAUUACUCAAGAUAAAAACUCACAUGCAUGUUUUACCCAAGGUUACAAGCAGAAUUCUCCCAAAUUUUCUACAGAAGAGUGUGCAAAUGAAACUUGGGCAAAUACUCCUUGAUAUGUUAUUAACAAAAUUGUUAUUUUAAAGUGAGGUAAUGUUUAAAUUUGAUUCAAGCAUUAGCUUGUACAAUUCUGAUUUCAGUAAGAAAAUUUCUAAUGCCUUUUUUCCUCCCUAUUAUGCAUGUGAAAUUAGAAAAAAAAGCCUGUUAGUGUAAACACUGUAAUUUUUAAACACACUACAUGCCUAAUUUUUAGUAUACUGUUUUUUAAAGCCUUAAGUUAGAGGGGAGAUACUUUUCAAAGGUCACUUUAUUCACUGACAACUGGAUUUAUCCUUCAGCUUAUCAGGCCCCUUUUAAUUUUUCUUACACAAGAAACCACUAGGUGAAAUGGAAAAGCACCUUUUGAAAACUUGCAAACUUACACAGCAUACCUUUUUUUUUUUUUUUUUUCCAGCAGACUUACAGCAAACUAUACACAUGCAGUAUUUUGAGGGGGAAAAUCGCUCUGGCUUUAGGUGUCACUAUUUGUGUUAUUUUAAUGAAAAUGUUUUACUGUGAAACAAUUUCUGCUGUUACCACUACACAACUGUGCUAAAUUAUUUAAAAAGUGUGACAACAGAAUGCUAACACCUAACUUCUCCCAUGUGUAAUAUUAAAAAUGGUUAUGAACUGAUUUUCUCGCAAUUAUACCAUCUUUUCACUGCAUCUGCCGGCAGUAUGUGUCUGAGGUUUCUUGAAUAAAGUAAUCUUCACAGAG
Molecule: messenger RNA, 4678 nt
Organism: Dromaius novaehollandiae (emu)
Lineage: Eukaryota; Metazoa; Chordata; Aves; Casuariiformes; Dromaiidae
Gene: PPAT
Product: phosphoribosyl pyrophosphate amidotransferase
Exons: 11
Coding region: 460-1992 (510 amino acids)
Biological process (GO): purine nucleobase biosynthetic process; purine nucleotide biosynthetic process
Molecular function (GO): amidophosphoribosyltransferase activity
Source: RefSeq, a predicted model, not a curated record